Molecule: messenger RNA, 1986 nt
Organism: Fonsecaea erecta
Lineage: Eukaryota; Fungi; Ascomycota; Eurotiomycetes; Chaetothyriales; Herpotrichiellaceae
Exons: 1
Coding region: 1-1986 (661 amino acids)
Biological process (GO): L-arginine biosynthetic process
Cellular component (GO): mitochondrial matrix
Molecular function (GO): L-glutamate N-acetyltransferase activity, acting on acetyl-CoA as donor; arginine binding
Source: RefSeq, a predicted model, not a curated record
AUGAGCCACACCGCCCUGAGUUCCGUUCGGAGUCAUUGUACCUCCCAACUUGUAUGCAGAAACGUCGCAGCUGAGGCCUUGAAAGCCUACCUCAUCUCUCACCCGUGUUCCCCCUCGCUUUUCUCCCGAUCCCAUUCUCGUUGCUACUCUUCUCAACCUGCCCCACGAACAGAUGGCUCAGCCUCACAAAACGCUCCAAGUGUGGUGCAGCAAGACCAGAACUCCUCCUUCACCGAGAGAGCUAAACAGCGCCUCGCAAACAGGGAGUUCUUCACUAGCCUGUUGAGCUCGGCAGCGACAAAAAGAGAUGCAAAGGCGUACAUUUCUCGACUGAAGAGCCCGACAAAGACCGCCUCGGAGCAGAAGCAGGAUUCCCCGAGAUCACAACCUCAGGUCAAUGCGGGAGGCCUCCUCGGCCGUACCAGAGCCUCGGAGGAGAGCCCGGUCUUUAAGCAGUACGAAAAUGGGCAACAGUCAACCCUGGAAGAGCUGGAAACCUUACAUGUGGCCCUUGUCAAGGUCAGCAACAUUAAUGCCAUGGCGGACGGGCUCGUGAGAGGCAUUGCCCAAACCUUGUCUUCCCUCUCUCGUCUCAGCAUGGCACCUUGCGUCGUCUUGGAGGUGCCUCAGGAGGAAACUCCACAAGCAACACGAGCAAGUCUCAGCCAGGCUACAGAUAAACUGGUAGCGGCCAUUGACGCCAUUCACCCCUCGGGGGCGAGAAUACUGGACAAUCUCUUGAGUUUCGGUGCCGAUGGCAGGCCCCAAGUUUUCCUGCGAAAGCUGUUGACUCGCCCUCUGAGACGGGGCCGGAUACCAAUUGUCCUUCCAGUGGCCUAUUCGGCAGAACAGUCACAAGCUGUCUCUAUCACGGCUGACGAGGCUCUCCUGGCCUUGACUAGAGAGCUUUCCGGUCAUACCUCCAGCCCUCGAGAGGGCCAACAGCUCGAAACAGCGCGUAAGCAGAUAUCCUUGGACAGGAUUAUCGUGGUUGACGAGACCGGGUCAAUUCCGAGCACCAAGUCCAUUGACAAAAGGCAUGUUUUCGUCAACUUAGAACAAGAAUAUUCCGCCUUGCAGGAGGAGCUGAGGAGCUCAACCGAAGGGAGUGUUUCUCAGAAGCAUGCCUCAAAUCUCAAAUUGUUUCGAGACGCUCUGAAAAUGCUCCCCCCGACCUCAUCCGGGCUGCUGACGACGCCUCUUGAAGCCGCAAACAGUGCCAGGUUGGACGAUGACGGAGUGUCGGGUGUCGGGACGAGAAGGCAGAAGAACCCCUUGAUCCAUAACCUGUUGACUGACAAGCCGGCGUAUUCAUCAUCCUUACCCACUGGCAGACUCACACACGAUACAUCUUCAGUGCCCGUGACGACUUCCACGUUUGUGAAACGGGGCAUGCCGCUGACUAUCUUGCCCAAUCCAGCGGCACAAACCUGGACUGCCACGUCUCGACCUCGUCUGCAACUGACCGACCCCCGAAUCGACCUGGACCGUCUGACAUACCUCAUCGACGACUCUUUCAAUCGAAAGCUCGACGUAGAAGCGUAUCUGAGACGCGUCAAUGAUCGCAUCGCCGGCGUGAUCAUUGCAGGUGAAUAUGAAGGCGGAGCGAUCCUGACGUGGGAAACCCCGCCGGGCUGCUCGGACGACGACACCGACCGUCUGGUCCCGUACCUCGACAAGUUCGCGGUUCUCAAGAAGUCCCAGGGCGCUGGCGGCGUGGCGGACAUCGUGUUCAACGCCAUGGUGCGCACGUGCUUCCCCAACGGCGUCUGCUGGCGCAGUCGCAAGGACAACCCCGUGAACAAGUGGUACUUUGAACGGUCCCGGGGUACGUGGAAGAUCCCCGACACCAACUGGACCAUGUUCUGGACCACGCCGGGCAUUUUCGACAACGGCCACCACAAGACCAGCGUCUUCCUCGACUACGAAGGUGUCUGCCGCUCGGUGCAGCCCACGUGGGCUGACAGGAAGAUGAUUGCUGAUUAG